Bacillus rossius redtenbacheri is the source of this 1533-nucleotide messenger RNA. RefSeq names its product alpha-aspartyl dipeptidase. Gene Ontology annotation, molecular function: serine-type peptidase activity. The transcript is spliced from 7 exons. Lineage: Eukaryota; Metazoa; Arthropoda; Insecta; Phasmatodea; Bacillidae. The record is from RefSeq and is a predicted model, not a curated record. The coding region runs from base 462 to 1442 and encodes 326 amino acids. Gene Ontology annotation, biological process: proteolysis.
CCUUCGAGUGUCAGCGGUACAGUACUAUAGAUUCGUCCAUUUGUUCUAGUUUUGUUAUGGUUGUCAAUUCUUAUGUAAUUCCUCGCGUCAGUUCCUAACGUGCUUUAAGAUUAAAAAUACACUUUGCAGUUGGACUUUCGUCCGGUGAUACGGAGACUGACCUCUACUUCACUCUUCCAUUUCUUUUAGCUUUCACCAUAGGUCCUGCGCACCUCUCACUUCCAAUACCUUUCCCUGCAGCCCUGUCCACACUAGGAAUUAGUGGUUCUCUUUUCAUGUUCACCUCCAUUCCUGCGUAUCUUUCACGAAUGAAAUCAUCUCUCUCUGAGCUCACCUGAUUGUAAGAUAUCUCCCAGCUUCUCCUAAACAUCCAACCCCCUUGUGCACCUUGAACAGUCUUCAUCAGCCUUUUUACCAGCCCCUUUCCCUCGUCCCAUCACCAUGAAUAUCACUGAUGGUCCAUGUGUUUCCCCCUCCUCCCCGUGUCUUUUUUUCAACAUACUCGCUGUCCUGUGCUGUACUUUGUCCAGCUCUUGUAUUUCCGUCACAGAUGCGAGUCCGUAACAGCUGCAGCAUACCCCCAUCAUCUUCCUCUCCAACGUGGAGUACACCUUUUUCCUUUUUCUUCCUUCCUGUUACCAGCCCUAGAACCCUCCCCUUCUCUACCACCCACUGUAUCUAUUUCCUACAUUCCAGGGCGUAGGCCUACGAAGACAAUGGGCCUGAGCAACAGGAACCUGCUGCUUAUCUCCAGUUCGAUGGUGCAUGGCUACGGCUACCUCGAUCACGCAGCGGACGAGCUGAAGGCAAUCCUCCACAGUGCGGUCGCCAAGAGAGUCCUGUUUGUGCCGUAUGCUCUCAGGGAUCACGAAGGCUAUGCAGAGAAAGUCAGAGCGCCGCUGAAGCAGUUGGGUUUUGAAGUGGAAAGCAUCCACAAUGCCAGUGACCCGGUUGCUGCAGUAAAAGAUGCCGAGGCAAUUUUUAUUGGCGGUGGCAACACAUUCCGCCUGCUAAAAACUCUGUAUGACAUGGAACUGAUAGAACCCAUCCAUUGCAGAGCUUUGCAGGAUGGUGUGCCUUACAUUGGCAGCAGUGCCGGGACCAAUGUUGCCACUGUCAAUAUUUGCACUACCAAUGAUAUGCCCAUCAUCUAUCCUCCAUCUUUUGCUGCCCUCAACUUGGUACCCUUCAACAUCAACCCACACUAUGUGGAUCCUGACGUCAAGUCGACUCACAAAGGGGAGACGAGAGAGGAGAGACUACGCCAGUACCAUGAGGAGCCUGGCACGCCCCCCGUGCUGGGCCUGCGCGAGGGAGCCAUGUUGAGGGUGCAGGGCGACAGGGCCGAGAUAAGAGGCGUGGCGUCUGCGAGACUCUUCCGGCCGAAUAAAGAUGCUGAAGAAUAUACACCUGGAUCAGACGUCAGUUUCCUGCUCAAUUAGAAUGGGAAAAAAAUGUAUAAAUAUUUUGGCCAUGCAUCAUCAUUUAAGUAUGCGUGCAAUUUAAUGUUAUUAAACUGCCAAUUUACUGUUA